Peronospora matthiolae is the source of this 126-nucleotide messenger RNA. The record is from the annotation of a GenBank genome assembly. NCBI's taxonomy places the organism in Eukaryota, Oomycota, Peronosporomycetes, Peronosporales, Peronosporaceae.
AUGAGGCUGCUGUACCAUUCGCUUCUUGUCUUGAUCGUCUUUUCGUGGACAAAGGCUGAGAUGACGACCAUUCGUGGUGAACAAGCCAAUACGGCUGUGCUCAACUUGACCGCCGUUGCCGGCUAG